This is a messenger RNA of Metarhizium acridum CQMa 102, 930 nucleotides long. RefSeq lists its product as uncharacterized. Gene Ontology annotation, molecular function: mRNA binding. Gene Ontology annotation, biological process: mRNA 3'-end processing. Lineage: Eukaryota; Fungi; Ascomycota; Sordariomycetes; Hypocreales; Clavicipitaceae. The record is from RefSeq and is a predicted model, not a curated record. Gene Ontology annotation, cellular component: mRNA cleavage and polyadenylation specificity factor complex.
AUGUCAACAAGACCGCCCUCUCGCGUGGUAUUUGUGGGAAACAUCCCUUACGGUCUCUCAGAAGAACAAAUUACGGAAAUCUUCAGCCGCGCCGGCAAGGUCGAACGAUUCCGACUAGUAUAUGAUUCCGAAACGGGUCGUCCAAAGGGUUUUGGAUUUGCAGACUAUCCAGACACCGACAGUGCUUCGUCUGCUGUACGAAAUUUGAACGACUUUGAGGUUAUGGGUCGCAAGCUCCGCGUCGACUUUUCUAAUGAACAAAAGAGUGGUGACGAUGACAAUAGCCAAUCCAUGUCGAACCCGACGAAUGGCACGCCUACCAACGCAUACGGCGCACAAGCGAUCUCGCUACCUCCUCUCCCUGCCGGCAAAGAAAUUCCCCCAGGACUGACCUGCACCGACGCCAUCUCACGAACCCUCAACACCCUCCCCCCGUCCCAACUGCUCGAUAUCCUCGGCCAGAUGAAGACGCUGGCUACCUCUGAACCCCAGAGAGCAACAGAACUCCUCCAGCAGGCGCCGCAACUUUCGUAUGCCGUAUUCCAGGCACUCCUUCUCAUGGGUCUGGUAUCCCCCGAAGCCAUCCAGUCUGUCGCCGAUCCUACGGCACCUCUGCCGGCGCCGCAGCAGCCAGCGACGGCGUAUCCCGGCUCUGCAGCCGUGUCCGGCUACCCAACUGCGAAUAACAACACACCACCGGUAGCCGGUAUGCCAUAUGCGCCCCCUACAGCAGCAGCAGUAACAACGACAGCCCAGCCGAGUUAUGGCGCCCCCGCGGCACCACCACCAGCACCUGCGACAGCCCAGGACCCCGACGCUCUGAUGAGAGCAGUCAUGGAUCUGACACAGGCCCAAAUUGACAUGCUUCCGGAAGCUGAUAAACAGCAGAUCAUGGCCCUGAGAGCCACAUUUGCCGGUCAGCGGAGGUAA